GUUAUCUUUUUUGAACGCCUGUUUUAGGAUGUCGGUGUUUUGUUAUUUAUUUGAUCAACGUUCUGUGCAGUCAGAGUGAGAAGGAAAGGAUAAUAUUUCUAAAUAAGUCGAAGGAACUUGCUAAUGAACAUAUUUCAUGCUGAGAGUGAGCCAUCGGUACGGUGCGCGUAAGGUCCAUAAUGGCUCAGCAACCUGUGGGACGAGUAGUGACUGCGUGGCUUCGGAAUCUGAGAAAACGGGAAUCUCUGGUUGCGCUUGCACUUACGGUCUCGUGCAUGACGGUUCUCCGCAUGGUGAGCGACGUCCCCGACGAGAGGACAGAAGGACAGACAGCGCCUGAGGAAGAGUACCUGACUGAUACGGCUUUUAUGAAGGCACUGGAGGAACUGGAUCACCGCAUCAGCACAGUGAGGAGCCCUUGCAGUCGAAUGGCGCAGCUGGGUGGCAAAGUGAUGUGCUACUGCGAUACUUGGCACUGCUCCAAUGACGGUGCCAAGUUACUGUGCCUGGAUGACGACGUACGACCCUUCCCCCAGCACUGCUUCGCGCUCAACGUCGGCAUUGGCUUUGACCUUUCAUUCGACGAGGCUAUGGUGCAGUACGGGUGUCGAGUGGCAGCCCUCGACCCGACCAACCCCAACAUCACCAACAUGAUGCACCAGAAGAACCUCCACGCGCUCGGCAUAGGCCUCGACAGCACGGACUACAUCCUCACCCUCGACAUGACCUACGACAGCAAGAACUACGUCAAAGCCACCGCGUCGUAUAUGACUUACAAGUCGAUUCUGAACACCCUCGACCACCCGCGCGUCGACCUCUUGAAGAUCGACAUCGAAGGUUACGAAUGGCGGGUUUUAAAACAGAUCCUCAACGCCCCCGACGCGACAGAACUCCUGAAGGACGUCCGGCAGAUCCUGCUGGAGAUCCACCUCGACUUCCUCCUGAAGCCGGACGACGUAUCGGACAAGUACGAGAGCAUCUUAGACACCCUGCAGGUCCUGAGGCAGCUCGAAGACUUCGGCUUCGUCCUCGCCGCCUACGACCUCAACGAGACGAGACAGCAGUACUUCACGUUCAACGGGUACCAGAUAGCGGUCUUCCGGGAACUGACGCUGCUCAGGAGGCCGUCGGUGAGGCGCCUGGAUUCACGUCGUUAAAAGCUGCA
This is a messenger RNA of Penaeus chinensis, 1165 nucleotides long. RefSeq lists its product as uncharacterized. The transcript has a single exon. Lineage: Eukaryota; Metazoa; Arthropoda; Malacostraca; Decapoda; Penaeidae. The record is from RefSeq and is a predicted model, not a curated record. The coding region runs from base 180 to 1157 and encodes 325 amino acids.